This is a messenger RNA of Owenia fusiformis, 826 nucleotides long. The record is from the annotation of a GenBank genome assembly. NCBI's taxonomy places the organism in Eukaryota, Metazoa, Annelida, Polychaeta, Sabellida, Oweniidae.
AAGAACCAUACUUGCAACAUUAAAGCUGAAUGCAGAGCAUGCAGAAGGGCGUUCUGCUGGAACAUCUAAAGCUGACACACAAUCUUUACACAAAAGAGUAUCUGCCACCCAAGAAGAAAAUCUAAUACCAAGACAAGAAUUAUUUGAAGCAAACUCUACAGAAGUAACUUCGAAACAGUACAGCCUUGGGAAGCAAAUCAAUGAGUGUAAUCAAGAGACAGAGCUGAAAAAGCAAGCUGACCUGAUGUGCCAACUUGGAGAUGAGUACAUAAAAACAGCAGAAAUAUCAAACAUCUGGUAUGAACAUUAUGUGUGGGCAUGUGCGCUGUUCAAUGCAGCACAGUGCCGUCUUGAGAAACUAUGGAAUUCUCACAGACAGACCAAUGAAUCAUUUGCAGACAAUCCUGGUGAGUCAUUUUAUGAUAAAGAUUACAUCGAACAGAGAAAACAGGUAAUUGAAACAAACUUUUUGAGAAAAUUAUCAAUUCAAAAUAAAACAAUCACAACAUCAGCAGAAUCAACAAGCAGGUACAAACAAAUUUUAAAAUCAAUGCGGGAAUAUUCCAAAACAACUGUAAAUGAUAUUAUAAAUAAUGAUAUGAUUGUCGAUGAAUUAACAUCUGAGAUUAAGGAACCAGAUGAAGAUAGGACAAUAGCAAACAGUAGAUCUUUUUACGAUAAUCUCACAGAGAAAAUCUUCGAGUUUUAUAGAUUAAUGCUAAAAGAUUGUAUGACUGACAUUGGAAUUCCAGAAUGUAAGUUUGCAAUGAUUGCACUUGGGUCAAUUUCCCGUAAAGAGGUGACAGCUUAUUCUGAUAUAGAGUAG